This is a messenger RNA of Zasmidium cellare ATCC 36951, 1506 nucleotides long. RefSeq lists its product as uncharacterized. Lineage: Eukaryota; Fungi; Ascomycota; Dothideomycetes; Mycosphaerellales; Mycosphaerellaceae. The record is from RefSeq and is a predicted model, not a curated record. Gene Ontology annotation, molecular function: hydrolase activity, acting on carbon-nitrogen (but not peptide) bonds, in linear amidines. The transcript is spliced from 3 exons. The coding region runs from base 1 to 1506 and encodes 501 amino acids.
AUGUUCUCCUGCAAAUCCACCACCACCGUAACAUCCUCGCUCCUCCGCCCUCGCGUCUCGACCUCAACAUGGCGGCCACGGAGACAAUGGCGAUACGGCAGGUCCUUCGCCACGUCCUCGCCACGGCUCAUUGCUGUGACGGAGAUGACUGAGCGCGACUUCGCGGCGCUGAGGAUUAAUGAGAAGAGGUUGAUGAGCGACCUUCAUGCGACCUGUGAGUGGGGCAAGGGGGAGAGAUGGGGCGACGGCGAAACCGACAUUGGCAUGUCGCGCCUUUCUCUUUCGGAUGCGGAUAAGCAGGCGAGGGACUGGUUUGCUGAGACGACGCAGUCGCUGGGGUGUAAGGUCACUGUCGAUGCUAUGGGGAAUCAGUUCGCUGUACGGCCUGGGACGAGUGACGGGGUGCCUGUUUAUGCUGGGUCGCAUUUAGAUACACAGCCUACAGGGGGUCGGUAUGAUGGUAUUCUUGGAGUCUGCGCUGGUGUUGAAAUGCUCAAAACACUUAACGACAACUGGGUUGAGACCUCAUAUCCCGUUGGUGUUGUGAACUGGACGAACGAGGAAGGUGCUCGCUUCCCUAAGUCAAUGGUGUCAUCUGGUGUCUGGGCAGAGUCAAUACCACUAGAAGACGCACAUAACCUCAAGUCUGUGAUCCCAGCCAACGACACGGCGACGAUGAAAUCAGAGCUCGAACGUAUUGGCUACCUUGGCUCUACUCCAGCUAGCUACAAGAGCACACCCAUGGCCGCACAUUUCGAGCUACACAUCGAGCAAGGCCCCAUACUCGAAGCCGGGGACCGCCGCAUAGGUGUGGUGCGAGGAGUGCAGGCCUACAAAUGGUUCACCGUCACUGUCCGCGGUAGAGACAGCCAUACUGGUGCAACCCAGUUCCGACACCGCGCGGACGCCCUUCUGACGGCCUCGAAAAUGAUCAUUGCCAGCCACAAAAUUGCACAUAAGCAUUCCGCGCUUGCGAGUACAGGUAUCUUGACCCUCAAGCCUGGAUCGACGAAUACUGUGCCUGGUUUCGUACAGUUCAGUCUUGACAUACGCUCUCCUCGAAACGAGACGGUAGACGAGGUCGAAGCCGAAUGCAAAAAAGCCUUUGAAGAAAUCGCAGCUGGGGAAGAUAUCGACACUGGCUCCGCUCCCAGCGAACGACACUGCAGCGUUGAAUGGAAGACGGACUUCGUCUCGCCGGCCACCUUCUUCCAUGACGAUUGCAUCAAAUGUGUCCAGGAAGCCGGUAACGACCUCUGCGGGCAGGGUGAGGUAAAGGAUCUCGACAUCGGAGCUUGGGGCAAAUUCAUGACCAGCGGCGCCGGACACGAUUCUGUUUACACAAACAAACGUUUCCCUACGAGCAUGAUCUUCGUGCCGUGUAGGGAUGGCGUGAGCCAUAAUCCUGCCGAGUACUCGAGUCCUGAGGCGUGUGCUGAUGGUGCGAAUGUGCUCAUGGGUGCGGUCCUGAGGUAUGACAAGCUUCGCGCUGGGAGAGGCCAUUGA